This is a messenger RNA of Betta splendens (Siamese fighting fish), 1941 nucleotides long. RefSeq names its product sorting nexin 10a (gene snx10a). Lineage: Eukaryota; Metazoa; Chordata; Actinopteri; Anabantiformes; Osphronemidae. Bases 296 to 952 code for a protein of 218 amino acids. The record is from RefSeq and is a predicted model, not a curated record. Gene Ontology annotation, molecular function: phosphatidylinositol binding. Gene Ontology annotation, biological process: intracellular protein transport. The transcript is spliced from 7 exons.
AUGCGUAUUUGCCAGGGGCGUCUGGGUUAAUGCGGUGAAUUUAACCACACCGUGCAUUUUUGAAGUUUGGUGCAACUUUUACGACCUCGUGGUCCGAUCGGGGGCGUGAACAAACUUCGGGGCACAUGUCACACUGAGCAGCGAGCAGAAACACCAGCAGCGGGUCAGACCGAGCAGGGCUGAGCUCCACGGCGGAACGCAGAGCCGCUCCGGGCCGUUCCCACGCACCGGCUCCGAUCACAGGAAGGCGAACGGGUGGGUGGAGGUUUCCACGGCCACAGCUUGUGUCCCAGUUAUGGAAAAUGUGCUUCAUGAUCUCCCUUGGCAAAGUGAGUUUAUCAGUAUUUGUGUUCGGGAUGCAAGACUCCAUAAAUCUGACCUCUGGCACACAUACGUUGACUAUGAGAUCUGCUUACACACCAAUAGCAUGUGUUUUAGGAAGAAGACUUCCUGUGUAAGGCGGCGUUAUAGUGAGUUUGUUUGGCUGCGUCAUUGUCUGGAACAGAAUGCGCUGAUCAUUGUGUUGCCCAAGUUGCCGCCCAGAAACCCCUUCUUCAGCCUGUCAAACACAGAGCAGGUCAUGCAGAGGAUGAAAGGGCUGCAGGAGUUCUUGGAAAGUGUUGUUCAGACGCCCCUAUUGCUGUCAGACAGUCGCCUCCAUCUGUUCCUCCAAUCAGAUCUCAGCAUCACAAAGAUUGACAGGUGCGCUCAAGGUAAGACGAGGUACACGGUGGCUGAAGCCAUCCAGCGCUCCAGGUGUGACUGCAUGAACCAGUCGGAGGACAAGGUGUCCAGCGACUCGGACUGCGAAAGCACUUCAUCAUCGGGCUUGGGACACAGUGUGGACAUUUCAGUGCGAGAAAGCCCCCUCCCCUUCUUGGAGUCGUCACAUGGAGACAAGCAUCUGUUCGGCUCCCUGUCAGAAUGCCCCACCCCGCUGACUAAGGCAUGACGCCUUCACCCCUUAUUAGUCUAGUGAUUGGAUUUUGAUUCACUCAGUUUUUGUUUUUUCCUUUAACUUUCAAAAAGCAUUACCCACCCACCCCCCUCCGAUCUUGGCUUUAUUUUCCUCUUAAGCAUUUGUUUUAAUAAUGAGGUUUAGUUUUACCAAUGUGAUACCCUUUUUUAGUUGAUCUGUGUACCGAGAAGAAUGGUUUCAUGUUUUUUUUUUUAAUGUAUAGUAAAAGUACAUUUCAUAAUGGACUGUCAAUUCUUGAAUUUUUUUUUAAUUAGUACUAAAGCUCAAAUUGGCCUUGAUCUCUGAAUUGUAGACAAUGUUUUAGAAAAAUAAUUCCUUUUAUAUGUUAGAUAAAUAAAUGUUUCAUUUUUGUUUUGAGGAAAAUGAGGUUUGUGAACAUUCUGUUUAUUGCUGAAAAGAUGAAGUGGCAUCACAGGCAUGACCUUUUAACUCAUCCAUGAAUAGAGCUGAUGUGCACAUUUCCAUCAGCCCAGUAGAGGGAGUGUAGACAUCGCAGGACCUCCAACUGGUGAUUAAUAUCCAGUGCUGUUAAAGUUAGAUCAGAGCUUUUGUGCACUAGUUCAUGUACAAAUGAUAGUUGCACUUGCUUUUGUUUCCUGGGUCUGUAGAGGAAAAUCAGAUGUGCAUAGACCUGAGGCUGCUUUAUUAGAAAUGCUUUUAAUAUCUCAUUUUCAACAUUUCCCCAGAUCUUUUGUUUAACGGCAGAAUCUCCUCAUUUAAUUAUGAUUAGAUGUUACUGAUGUGCAUUUUCAUUGCUGUUGAUGCUGGUCCACUGCUACUCGCAUGUGAGCGCUGUCCCAGGUGGGACCGUCUAAUUAAAAGGAGACAGCAAAUUAAUUUAACCAUUACAGACUGCACCUGAGAAUUACCUGAGAGAAACACGAGCAUUGAAACAACAGUGUGUGUGUGUAUUUUUGGUUGGGGGGUGACGGGGCGUUGUGGACAGCCCAGUAAAUUGAAAG